UUUUAGUAUACAAACAUUAGACCUGAAGCUGUUUGUCAUAAAGACGAAGUUUUAUUUCUUAUGGUUUGUUGGGUUUAAAGUAGAGAGAAAUAAAAAGACAAGAAGAAAGAAGAAACGGCAAGAAAAGAAAGAAAAAGGCAGAUAAAAGCAAAGAAAGAAACUAUAUAAAAUCACAAUAAUUCUACGAACAACAUGCUGCUGGUUCAUCUGCUGAGGUUAUUGGGUCUGCUGGCUUUGUCAUCUGUGAUCACCUAUGGAUUAAAUUCACCGAAUAAGGUACAUACUAUAGGCAUCCUCGUUGAAAAGGAGCUCUCCUGGAUGGUAAUGUCUUCUCACAAAAUACUAAACACCAGCACGUGCGAUGCCGAUACUUGGCAGUUAGGAGCUGUAAAAGUGGUGCAUGACGUCUUUCAUAGCAAUGAUUUGCCAAGCAUGCAGAACUGCAUUGCAAAGAUGCAGUCAGAAGAUGUUGCAGGAAUCGUAGUAUUAGCCAUGUGUGACAACCAACUCUUGUUACAUCAACUUCUGAGGCAGAAAAAUAUUCCUCAUGUCCCAGUUCCUUCGACAUAUUGUUACCGCGAUCAUUUCGAGGAAGGUCGCUCCCCGUGGCGCUUACGUCAACGCGCUUCGACGUUGAGCCUAGUCAUAAAAGACACUAUCAAAGCACUAAAUUUUCUUUCCAUUAAAGAGAUUAUCAUUUUUACAGACGGAACUUACAACAUCAAUCAAGCUAGUGUCAUCUUACAGAGUCUUUCUGAACAAAAUAUUAGAUUUAUGGCUUACCAAGUGAACUAUACCAAUGCCAGCUAUAAAAGUGUACUGGAAUGGUCAAAGAAAUCCAUUAAACGAACUUACUUUCUACUGUUGACCUAUGGUCAAGGGUCAAUGGAAAUACUAAACUGUGCAAGAGACUUGGAACUAAUUCGUUACAACACAUUUUGGAUAAUUGGCAACUUGGACAUGAAUAUUGAGGAGUUAAAAACUCUUGAACUGCAGAAUGUUCGAGCAAACAUCCUCUAUAUAAAGAAGCCUUGUAUUUCUUCGUCUGUAGGUAUAUCUGGUGAGCAGAAUGGAUUUAAUAUAUCAGUAAGUAGACAGACGUAA
This is a messenger RNA of Octopus bimaculoides (California two-spot octopus), 1104 nucleotides long. RefSeq names its product glutamate receptor ionotropic, kainate 2-like. Gene Ontology annotation, molecular function: ligand-gated monoatomic ion channel activity; signaling receptor activity. The record is from RefSeq and is a predicted model, not a curated record. Lineage: Eukaryota; Metazoa; Mollusca; Cephalopoda; Octopoda; Octopodidae. Gene Ontology annotation, cellular component: membrane. Gene Ontology annotation, biological process: monoatomic ion transport.